UCCCGCCCGGGGGAGAACACCAACAACCUUCCCGGACAUCCCCGUAUGCGAGCGACCAUGUUUAUUCCAUCAAUAAUGUCCGAGAUGCGCCGGUCGGCCGCGCUAGCGCUCCUCGGCCUGUCGUGGAGCGCCGUCGUGAGCGCCGCUUCCGCGAGCGACUAUUUUGUCAAGUCACUACCUGGUGCGCCUCCGGGACCACUACUGAAGAUGCACGCAGGUCACAUCGAGGUCACACCCGAGCACAACGGCAACUUGUUUUUCUGGCACUUCCAGAACAAGCACAUCGCCAACAGGCAGCGCACAGUUAUUUGGCUCAAUGGCGGUCCGGGCUGCAGUUCCAUGGACGGCGCCUUGAUGGAGGUCGGCCCCUACCGGCUGAAGGAUGAGAACACGCUGGUGUACAACGAAGGCUCGUGGUCCGAGUUCGCCAACAUUAUGUUUAUCGACAACCCCGUCGGCACCGGCUUCAGCUACGUCAACACAGAUAGCUUCGUCACGGAGCUGAACCAGAUGGCCGACCAGUUCAUCCAGUUCCUCGAGAAGUGGUUUGCGCUGUUUCCGGAGUACCAGAAUGACGAUCUCUAUUUUGCUGGAGAAUCAUACGCUGGUCAGCAUAUCCCGUACAUCGCGAAGCACAUCCUAGAUCGGAACAAGAAUAAAAACCCGGGCGAGAGAUGGAACCUACAAGGCCUCCUGAUUGGCAACGGAUGGAUCUCUCCCAAAGACCAAUACCCAGCAUAUCUCGACUUCGCCUACGAGAAGAAGCUGAUCGAGAAGGGCUCCGACGUUAGCCGGAAGCUGGAAAUGCAGCAGCAAAUAUGUAUGAAGGACAUCGCCGCAUCGCCCCACAUGGUUGACGCGGCGCACUGCGAGGCGGUGCUUCAGGACAUGCUCAAGCUCACCGCCAAGGUCGAGGCGGACGGACAAAGGCACUGCAAGAACAUGUACGACAUACGCCUUACCGACACAUACCCGAGCUGCGGCAUGAACUGGCCCCCGGACCUGACCAACGUCAAGCCGUACCUGCGCAAGCCCGACGUCGUCAGUGCUCUGAACAUCAACUCCAACAAGGUCACGGGCUGGACCGAGUGCAAUGGAGCCGUUGGUAACACAUUCCGCUCCGGGGACUCGACGCCUUCGAUUGAGAUACUACCAGAGAUCCUGAAGGAAAUACCCAUCCUACUCUUCUCCGGAGCCGAGGACCUCAUCUGCAACCACAAGGGCACCGAGGCCAUGAUCGGCAACAUGCAGUGGAACGGCGGUAAAGGCUUCGAGCUGAGCCCGGGCACCUGGGCCCCGCGGCGCGACUGGACCUUCGAGAACGAGAACGCGGGUUUCUGGCAGGAGGCGCGCAACCUCACGUACGUUGUCUUUUACAACGCGUCGCACAUGGUGCCCUUUGACUACCCGCGCCGCACACGCGACAUGCUGGACCGUUUUAUGGCUGUCGAUAUCAGCAGCAUUGGCGGCAAGCCGACCGACAGUCGCCUUGAUGGCGAGAAGGGCCCGGCGACGGCGGUUGGUGACGGCAAGUCGCCAGCCCAGGAGGAAGAGGCGAAGAAGAAGGUGGACGAGGCCAAGUGGUACGCAUACCGCAAGUCGGGCGAGGUCGUGCUCGUCAUUGUUGCCGUCGCAGCCGCCGCCUGGGGCUGGUACAUCUGGCGCGACCGCCGUCGCCGCCGGGGCUACCAGGGUGUGUUUGGCGGCUCGCCCAGCGAGUCGUCCACCAGGUUGGCGGGUGGCGCUGGCGCUAGCGGGAGCCGCAACUCCGGACCCGACGGCUUCCGAUCAAGGCGGUCCAACCGCGACGUCGAGACCGCAGAUUUUGACGAGAGCGAGCUGGAUGACCUGCACGUUCAGACACCGGUUGAAGCCAGGUACAGCGUCGGUGCGGACAGUGACGACGAGGAUACUAGCGGCGCUCGUAAGGAGGGCGCCCAGAAGGGGAGCGCUCGUGGCGGGAAGGCACAAUGACGAGACCCACCAGACAGCACUAGCUUCCCUUGACCAGACUUCACAUCUGCUGGGCUAGUUUGAAUCAUCAAGGUCGAUGCUUGGGUGCCCCUGACCAGCGUAGUAUUUCCGACUACUGCUCCAGCAACGCGCACGUCUGGUGUCGUAAGCGCGGACGCCUGGAAUUUGAUGGAAAGGUAGAUGUGACUGUCGGUUUCUUUGAACAACUCUUGCAGGCACGAAGGCGUCAGGCAAUAUUUCGUGGAGCCGUCUCAAAACAAGGGCGCGCUCGGUCACCGGAACGAAAAUAUACAAUACGGAAUCAAAGCGGUCAGGCGUACAGGCUUUUCCUUCCCUUGUUUUCUUUUACGUCACUACCUGGCAGGCAUUUUGUGGGAUUUUAUAAACAUUAUCUAUUACAUGUUUUACUAGUUCUCUAUUUUCCCG
Messenger RNA from Gaeumannomyces tritici R3-111a-1, 2400 nucleotides. RefSeq names its product carboxypeptidase KEX1. The transcript is spliced from 3 exons. Gene Ontology annotation, biological process: proteolysis; apoptotic process. The record is from RefSeq and is a predicted model, not a curated record. Bases 46 to 1974 code for a protein of 642 amino acids. Gene Ontology annotation, molecular function: serine-type carboxypeptidase activity. Lineage: Eukaryota; Fungi; Ascomycota; Sordariomycetes; Magnaporthales; Magnaporthaceae. Gene Ontology annotation, cellular component: trans-Golgi network.